Grus americana (Whooping crane) is the source of this 493-nucleotide messenger RNA. RefSeq names its product hypocretin neuropeptide precursor (gene HCRT). The transcript has a single exon. The record is from RefSeq and is a predicted model, not a curated record. Gene Ontology annotation, biological process: neuropeptide signaling pathway; feeding behavior. Bases 1 to 318 code for a protein of 105 amino acids. NCBI's taxonomy places the organism in Eukaryota, Metazoa, Chordata, Aves, Gruiformes, Gruidae.
AUGGGCAACCACGCCGCCGGCAUCCUUACGCUGGGCAAGAGGAAAAGUGUCCUGCCGGCCUUCCAGAGUCGGCUCUACCGCCUGCUGCACAGCUCCGGCAACCAUGCCGCUGGCAUCCUCACCAUGGGCAAGCGCGGGGAGCACCCUGGCACCACCUGCCAUGACACAUCGGGUUUCCCCGCGGGUACGGACACCCAGCCGAUGCCAGCCCUGCGGGGCACUGAUGCCAGCCCCGCUAGCCCCAGGGAGUGCCAGGGACACUCGGGGAAGGACCUGACCAAGAGCCAGGUCCAGGGAGCUGCAAAGAGCUUUUACUGAGAGGGGUGGGGGCAGCGGGAGCAGGGAGGGAAUCCCUGGGGGGGUCGGACCCCGGGGACGCAUGCCCGGAGCUCAGUGUAAAUAGCACUUUUACAUACCUCCUCCUGGCCCUGGCCAAGCCUGCUCAGGGCACCGCAGGCACCGCUGGCCUUUUACAAUAAAUGGUAGCCUGAUG